AUGAAAGGUUUUACUAGAGAAUAUCAGUCUAAAUUUUUUAAAUUGAACCUGGCCUUCAAUGACAAGAAGGAGAAAAUUACAGAAAAAGUUAUCCUUUCAAUGACAGCAAAGGAGCACCAAAAAGCAGAAGAAGAAGUAAGCAGGCUGAUUGAUGAAUUGCAGACAGCUAUCAAAAGCAACAGAGGUCAUCUCUCUAAACUUGGCCCCCAAUUACAGGCUGAGCAGGAGCAAUUCUCCUCUUAUGUCUACCAACACAUUAAAAGCCUUCCAGCAAACACUCUAGUCCCAGGAGGCCUGCAGCUCAAGGUGUUUGAAAAUGGUAAAGACACUGGAGAGACCUCUGUUUAUAUCAGUAAAAAAGAUUUAGGCUCUAAUAGAACAACUCAGACUGACAAUAUGAUGGAAAGAUUACUUCUCAAGAUUCAUCAGAGGCUUGGAGGCUCUUCCAUCAACACACCAGGCCUCAAUUUUUCUUCAGCCCGGCUUUUCGAUGAGCAUGGUCAAGAAAUUAAGGAUCCACUUUUGCUGAAGAAUGAGCAAAAAAUUUGGGUCUCUUAUGGUAAAGCAUUCAGAUCUCCACUAAACCCUGUUUUGGGUUUGACCUUUGACCGAGUGACUGCAUUUACCAGAGGUGGCAUCACAGUUGCCUAUAAGACCUGUUUGGAUCCUAAUGCUGUUCUGCUACCUGGAUGUGAAAAUUGGGACAUUUGUGAGGGAUUUCCAAUUAAUUUCGACUGCACCAGUCAACAGAUACCUGAUCAAUUUGAAAAGAUGGACUUGGAGAGCCAUUUCCUACAGAAUAAGGUGGAUCCCAAUAUUGUCCUUCAUGCCUCUGUUUCCAUUGGAAAGCGGAGUUUCUCAAGUAGUGAAGUGAGCAGCAGGAGUCAGAUAGCUCCAUCAACCCUGUGGCCUGCAGCCAGUGUGUGGCUGAUCACCAAGGCUGGAAUGAUCCUGAGCAGAGCGAUAACUCAGGGCUGCCUAGCUAUUGGUCAUCCAAUCAGAGUCAAGGCCGCUGAGGGAGCAUCACUAGAAGGAUAUAAAUUAAUCCUACGGAAAAGACAUAAAGGAGAUGAAUCUCAGAAGUGGGUGUUUGGAACGGAUGGCUGUAUUUAUUCUAAGGCUUAUCCUCAAUUUGUUCUGACCUAUCUGGAGGAGCUAAAUGUACAAGUGGAUGUGACUCAAACAGAGUAUCACAUUCACCAUGGUGCUUGGACCACAGCUCAUCAAGAAUGUGGCAGAAACUUAACAGAAGAGGUUCUGCAAAAAUGUGCCAGCAACCCUGAUCUGAAGCAACUGCCAGAACCGUCAGACACCCAUUUAAUGCCAGAAGGUUCUCUUGAGGAGACAGRGCAGCUCACAGUGGCACUGGUGAGGAAACUGGAGGAGAAACAUCCUAAGGCUUCCGCUCAGAGGUGGGCCAUAAAACAUGAAGGGAUCAGUAAGCCAGGCCAAUGGAAGCAUUCCAGAGUUGAAAAUCCCCUAUGGAACAAGCUUACUUACAUGUGGCCGGUCCUUCCCAGUGGACAACUUAACGAGGACUUUGAUUGGCCAAUAGAAGGACUGCUUAUUCCCAACAGCCCUCCCAUGAAGAAACCCAUCCAGAAGACACCAGAGCAGUAUGUCCCUAUGAGACUCAGAGUUUUGAGGAACGGAGAUAAGAAUAAAAGCAGAUCCCUUGUUACAAUUUGUCCAGACAUCUCAUCUAAAACACAGUGCACUGAAAUUUUAAAAUUACCUUCUGCAGCUCGGAGAUUAUUCAAUGAAAAGGGCAUGGAAAUCUUUUCCCUAAAGGACCUGCAAAGAGAUGAACUGGUAUAUGUUUCAUGUGGAGAACAUUGGAUCAAUCCUGACCUGUCUAUUGCUCAGCAAAAGAAGCAAAUAUUCCUCAGGAACCUAGCAUCUGACAUUUCCAAAAUUCAAACCUUCUGCAGCACACGUAAGGAAGAAACUCUUGUUUUAGAAGUCCAAAGCGACAUUGUGGCUGGAGGCAAGCUUGCUGUGCAAAAACCCACAGCAAUUUUUGGAGAAGAGAAGCAAGUUGAAGAAACAGAGGAAAAGCAAAUGCCAACUGAUGCUUCAACAAGAGCUGAUGCUUCCAGAGAAAUCUUAGAUUCACAUGCAAGAGCCCACCUCCGAAUGGAARCUUGUCACACGCUUCUCAGGUAUGCCUGGCAGAAUACUUCGCAGGACUUUGAUGAGGAUGUCAGUCUUCCAAAGAAAAUGAAAGAAGUCUUUGAAAAUGAAGAACCACAAAAGAAACACAGCCAUUCUCCAAAGCAGGCCAAAUUGCAGAAGGUUUCCCGUCAGCAGUUUGAAUACAGAGAUGGGCAAAUUAUAAGCCAUGCUGCUCCUCAGCUUGUUUUGGGGUUACAAAGCUCCGACCUCCAUUCAGGUACCGAAGUGGUUUUGGUGGAGAAGAAAUCUGAUGAUAAUCAUCAACGCUGGAUACACAAAGAGGACAGCAGGACWUUUCACCUGGCAAGUAACCCUGACCUUGUGCUGGCAGUGUCUAUGACCAAGGCUAGAAAUGAAGCCUGUGGCUAUCCAGUUAUUGUUCAGAAAUAUAAGCCAUACAACAAUGGAACUGCCCAUCAAAAGUGGCAGUACUUGGAAAAUUUGAAAACAUUUAUGGCCUUUUAUAGCACUACUUUGGAUAAGGAAAUCACAUUGGCAAAUUUUGCUGGUAUUUGUACAUCUUCUGUCAUUAAAGGAGAAAACAUUGAUCAACCAGGAUACUAUUAUUUCUCAGCUGGUGGAAAGAGGAAAAUGAUGCUCUGCCUGGCUUGUGGACGAUGCAUGAGAGCAGAGAAGAGACUGAAACAGUUGCUUCCAGGGGUUCCAUUCCUCUGUGUUUCAGGCUCCAAGACCCAGAAGCCCCUAUCACAAGGGCCUUUCAGGGUCAUCAGUGUGGUCAAGGCUGACUUAUCAUCUUACGAGGCUGACAAAACUCUAAGUUAUUAUGAAGAACUCCUAUUAUCUUUACGGACGAAGACCUGCAUGCAAGCUGUGUGUCACAGUGGUAUAGCAGCAACACACCAGAAGGCAGUGAAAAUAAUCGCGUACAAAAACGGGGAUGGAUAUCGUAAUGGGAAGUUAAUUGUGGCUGGAACAUUCCCCAUGCUUCUUACAGAAUGCACAGGACAGCUUGGGCUUUCCAGAGCAGCUUCCAAAGUAUACACCAGAGAUGGAACCACAGUUUUUACCUUGCGUGAUUUGGUUUUAUGGGCUCUAAAUGAAUCCUUUAUGCAGAGAGACUCUGAAGAACAAAAGACAGGCUCCGCUCCUGUUGGAACAGAAGAGAUGACUGCUAAAAAAAACUCUAUAAUGAAAUUGAGAACCAAAUUAUUUUCUGGAUCUGUGAAAUCUGAUAGUUUGGAUGGUAUAGAUAAGUCUUUGCUCACCCUCAUCCUCAGAAAUCCUAUUGCUGUCUGGGUAUCUUGUGGUGAAYCAUUUAUACCUCCAAAUGCGUUGCAGAAAGCAGAAAAAUUAGAGAAACAGAACUGGCUAAAAAAGGACAAAAUUUUGGCUGAUCUAAGUACCAUGAAACACAAAAUGAGGCAGUUAAAAGGGCGGCGAGUAACAGCAUGUCAGCCAGCUUCUAUGGUUCCUACCAAAAGCCCUGUGCAGCCGGUGGUGGUUGAAGGAGGCUGGACUGAGCAGACUCAAGAGGAAAUUAAACUCAUGGAACUUAUAAGACACACAGAGGCACAACUUUCGGAAGUUCAAGAACUGCAAUCCAAACAAAAUUCCCCAGUUGCAACUAAACAUAAAGCAGUCCAGCAGAGUAGCCUGUACAAGCAACCCAACACAAAACGAGUCUGGGCUUAUCUAAAUGGRGGAAGACCUGAAGAUGGCACUUAUGCCUGGGGCAGGACUGUUACAGAGCUGCUAGAUAACUGUUCCUCUCAUCUCAAAAUGACCCAUCCAGCCAGAACCAUGUACACCCGAGAUGGAGAAUUGAUUCAGUCAUGGGAUGACAUAGAACGAGACAUGGUCAUCUGUGUGUCUAUGGGACAUGACUUUAUAACCCAGAAAGAGUUAAAGCAAGUGGUGGAGGUCAGAGCAAAUUAUGCCAGAAUUCGAAGACAGCUGGGCCCUCAAGCUACAGACCUGGUGGUGUUACCAUCUUCAGAGCUGCUGUCACUGGUACAUCUGCAUAAUUAA
Urocitellus parryii (Arctic ground squirrel) is the source of this 4164-nucleotide messenger RNA. The record is from RefSeq and is a predicted model, not a curated record. NCBI's taxonomy places the organism in Eukaryota, Metazoa, Chordata, Mammalia, Rodentia, Sciuridae.